Messenger RNA from Fonsecaea nubica, 1116 nucleotides. RefSeq lists its product as hypothetical. Bases 1 to 1116 code for a protein of 371 amino acids. The transcript has a single exon. The record is from RefSeq and is a predicted model, not a curated record. NCBI's taxonomy places the organism in Eukaryota, Fungi, Ascomycota, Eurotiomycetes, Chaetothyriales, Herpotrichiellaceae.
AUGUCCCACUCAAUCAUAUUUGCGAAUCCGCAGGCUCAAUCCUACACACACACGUACGAUGCAGAUAUAACCCUUGCGCAGGCUUUCCACAAGCGCCUCCCUGGGUACAAAACGACCCCGAUUGUCCCCCUGGAUGAUCUCGCCAAAGAGCUAAAUGUCAAAGCAAUCUUUGUCAAAGACGAAAGUAGCCGGCUCGGAUUGCCGUCUUUCAAGAUCCUGGGUGCUUCAUGGGGUACUUUCCGUGCGAUCGCUGAGCAGCAUGGACUUGCCCUUGACUCGAGCCUUGAAGACGCUUCAGUUGCAGCGAAGAGGUCAGGGACAACACUCUUUGCGGCUACCGAAGGAAACCACGGCCGGGCUGUCGCGCGAAUGGGCAAGAUACUGGGCGUCCCAGUUCGGAUCUUCAUGUCCAGAUUUGCUGACGAUGAGACCUGCCAAAAGAUCGAGAGGGAAGGCGCAGAAGUCACGGUCAUAUCCGGCACCUACGAUGAUGCCGUCUCAAAGGCCUUUGAGGAAUCACAGAAGACGCCAAGUGGCCUUCUUAUUCAAGACAAUGCUUUCGACGGAUACGAACAAAUUCCGGCCUGGAUCGUGGAAGGCUAUUCAACACUCUUGUUUGAAGUCGAGGAGCAACUCAAUGCCCAGGAGCUGGAAGCGACCAUGAUUGUCACUCCCAUCGGUGUCGGCUCUUUGGGUCACUCUGUUGCAGCCUUUUGCAAGUCUGACGGCAGACAAAUUGGUGUGGUGGCAGUAGAGCCUGAGACCGCGGCAUGUUUGCAUCAAAAUCUCCGAUCUGGCGAAUGGAACACAAUCGCGACAUCGGCAACCAUCAUGAACGGUAUGAAUUGUGGGACUGUCUCUCCUAUCUCCUGGCCAAUCCUUUCAAGAGCAGUCGAUAUCAGCAUCGCAGUCUCAGACUUGGAAUGCCAUAAAUCCAUCCAGUAUCUUCAAUCUCAUGGUGUCAAUGCUGGGCCUUGUGGAGCGGCGGCACUUGCUGCCAUCAAAAAAAUCAGCUUGACAGAUUCUCCUCCCGCAGGAUUGUUGACAGAUGCUGUCAUUGUGCUGUUAAGCACUGAGGGCGCGAGAAGCUACGUCUCUCCCAGCAUGGCUUCUUAA